Molecule: messenger RNA, 4222 nt
Organism: Amblyraja radiata (thorny skate)
Lineage: Eukaryota; Metazoa; Chordata; Chondrichthyes; Rajiformes; Rajidae
Gene: chka
Product: choline kinase alpha
Exons: 12
Coding region: 400-1644 (414 amino acids)
Biological process (GO): phosphatidylethanolamine biosynthetic process; CDP-choline pathway
Cellular component (GO): cytoplasm
Molecular function (GO): ethanolamine kinase activity; choline kinase activity
Source: RefSeq, a predicted model, not a curated record
GUUCUGAGUCUCUCGGCGGGCUGCGCAUACAGUUGUCUGCACUCCGAGAGAGCAGCAAUCUCACUCAUAUUUGCAGCAAUUAGGGAACAAAAGCACUGAUUCUUUCAGGGGCCGGAGAUUUUGCGUACACCGUAAAACUCCACUUUUCGGCAUAUAAUUGAAAAUCAACCUUGAGACAUUUUUUGUUCUCCUCUUCCAGAGCAAUAAUUGCUCUGCUAGGUGUGGGUUACUUAAAUAAGGUCCGCUAUUUUUCUCUCUUUUUUUUUGUCUUUCAACUCUUGAGUUUCUCGACAUUGCACGAGUAGGGGCGAGAGGGAUUUAUUUCCGUUGGGUUUCCCCCCCCCCCCCGUCCUUUUACAAACGCACUUUUGUUCUUUUUCCGAAACCUGAUCUGUAGAAAUGAAAACCAAAUUCUCCAACAGCACGGAAACCACGGGGAUGGGGCUCUUGAUCGCACAGAAUGGGCUCCGUGUUCAGCAUGAAGAAGCCACAGACUACAAAGCGGGAAAACAGGACGAACCCGACCAACAGACCAAGCAUAAAGCGUAUCUGUGGUGUAAAGAAUUUCUUCGAGGUGCUUGGAAAACCUUGACAGAGGAGGAAUUCCAAAUUAGUAUCAUAAGGGGUGGCCUUAGUAAUCUGCUUUUUCUGUGUUCGUUGCCUGAUACUAAAAGCUGUGUAGAGGAUGAACCACACUGUAUUCUCCUUCGAUUGUAUGGAGCAAUUCUUCAGAUGACCUGUAAUAAAGGGGAGACAAAACAGAAUAACGAGGAAGGAUUUAAUGUUCGGGGAACUGAAGCCAUGGUUUUGGAAAGUGUUAUGUUUGCAAUCUUGGCAGAACGAUCCCUUGGACCAAAGUUAUAUGGAAUCUUUCCUCAGGGUCGUUUGGAACAGUUUAUCGCAAGUCGAAAAUUGGAGACUAGAGAAUUGGCUAUUCCGAGUAUUUCGACAGAAAUAGCAAAAAAGAUGGCCACAUUCCACAGAAUGACAAUGCCGUUUAACAAAGAACCUAAAUGGUUGUUCUGUACUAUGGAGAAAUAUUUGCAGCAAGUGAUGCGAAUUAACUUCACAAAGGAGUCACACAUUGGUGCAUUCCACAAGCUUCUUAGUUACAACCUGCCUCAGGAAAUUGCGAAGCUACGGUCUUUGCUUCAAGCAACUCCUUCACCAAUUGUUUUCUGCCACAACGACUGCCAGGAAGGAAACCUUCUCCUGUUGGAUAAUCCUGAGAACUCUGAUAACAAACUGAUGUUGAUUGACUUUGAAUAUAGUAGCUACAACUUUAGAGGGUUUGAUUUUGGGAAUCAUUUCUGCGAAUGGAUGUAUGACUACAACUGCGAUGAGUAUCCGUUUUUUAUUGCUGACAUCAAGAAAUACCCCACCAAAAUGCAACAGCUCAAUUUUAUUAGAGUUUACAAUGCUGAGCUGCAGAAUGCCUUUGAAGUCUUGGAUGAAAAACAGAUUGCAAAAAUGGAAGAGCAAAUGCUGGAAGAAAUAAAUAGAUAUGCACUUGCAUCUCAUUUCUUUUGGGGCUUAUGGUCUAUUAUUCAAGCUCGGAUUUCAACUAUUGAAUUUGGAUAUUUGGAGUAUGCCAUUGCGAGAUUUGAAACUUACUUUGAACAGAAAAGGCAACUGGGUGUUUGAUUACAAAGCCUAUGGGAUGAACCAGUGGUAUGAAGUAAAGACAAAGGCAGAAGAGUAAUUUAACACUGUCAGGGCCAAUUAUGGAAAUCCACAACAAGGUCCAAGCAGAGAUCUGACUGUGGGGAUUUGAUUCAUGUGGGUUGAAGUUUAGAAUAUGGAUUUGUAGAGUUUAAAAGAAAAAUCAAAUUUAUGGAAUGCAAAAUGUUAUGUUUACCUUUUUUAGAGAUGCUUUAUAAAUAGAAUUUCAAAAAGCACAGUAAUAUGUUAAACCAGUACGAAAUAACUAAUCCUUCAACUGGAGUAACUUUAUUUGUUAGAUAUUCAAUGAACAAAAUAUUGGAUAGUGUACAUCAAAAUAUUCUCCCAUCUGGAAAAUCUGACAUGUAUUUUACGAAAGCUUUUUUACAUUACUCUUCUGUUUUUUAGUAAAAAUAUUUUUUGGUUAAGUGAUAUCACAAAUGAGCAACAAGUUGAUUUAUUUGCUGAAGCACUUACCUAUAAAUAUAGAUUGAAACAGUUUAAUCAUUUUAUCUCAUAAUAUUUGGGAAACUAAAGCUACUUAAGUUAAAUUUGUAUAUACAACAUAGUAUCAUUUUGCUUUGUUAAUGAUAACACACUUGUCGAAGGGAGGAAUAGAACUAGAUGCUUUCAGUAAUCUGACUGAUACCUGAGCCAUAUAGGGCAUAAGUACCUUAACCCUAUUAAUGAUUGAAUAGCAAGCAUAGUUAAACAACCAAGUGAGAUUGUUCUUUCAUCGUGUCCUUGAAUCUUCCCAGUCAUCUUCAGAUAAUCUUGCAAUAAGAUGGUCCAAGCUGCUAAUGAACCAGGAUGCCUUUGCAGUGUUCUUCGCUGGUAUUCACAUUGUUCAGUCAUUUGAACGCUAGAAGUAGCCCUAAACAAACUUGGAUAAGUCUAGUUCUUGGGUAGUACAUCUGUACCUACAUUUAUUUUAAUCUCGAGUAUUGGGAUUAGGGGAUGUGGAGGGAGGGUAUUAUGGAAUCCCAUAUAGAAGGGUGUAGUGGAUUGAGUUUGAUCUCUGAUAUGGGACCAGUUUCUAAUAUGUUGAGUUGAUAUAGUUUUUUAAAACUAUAGUUUACGGUAUCAAAUUGUAGCAGUUUUGAUUUUUCUUUCAUUCUGACGUCAUUACAUCGUGAAGACUAUUUUUGGAGGAAUAUGUUCAAUCUUUACUGUUCCUUUAUACUCAAUAAUAAUGUGAAUAAACAUAAUAUGAUGUUAUAUCUUCUUUUUUUUUUUUUGAAUGAGUUGAAUGUUUGAAUCUUGUAUUAAUUGCAACCGAAUCACUAAAUUAAAUUGACUUUCUUUGAAGUUCAACAUUGACAAGAAUCCAUUAAGGAUGAACAGGCAGGAUUUUGUAAAAGGCAGCUGGUCUGCAGUCUUGCCAAAGUUGAAUUUCCAACCCUGAUGUUGCUUUCUAUCAUCUAUUGAGAUGAUAUCUUUUGCAGUUUCAUCAACACUCUUUAGUUUCCAAGCCAACUAGAUUGUGAAUUUCAAGUUCUGCUGUUGUCAGUUUGCUGUACCUGAGGUCAAGUAAGAGUAACUAAUAUUUAUCAGUAACUUAGUAUUCUAUUAUUGUCUGUAAUUCAAUUGAUGUGCCCACAUGAAGGCAAGUAAGCUAACACCUGAGCCAUUUUCUUUGUCUUGUACAGUAUAAUGUGCAAGUAGUUUGAUUGAGCUCUGAAAUUAAGACCAAAGGCAAGAUUGAUUGGAAUGGGUGGGAAAGUUUACAAAUCAACGUUUAUUUGAUGAGCAUUGAAGCUAUUCAUUGAAUUAUCCAGAGCAAAUUAUUAUAAAUGAAGUUAAUGCAAAUAUAAAGCUAAUCUGUACAUAUAUUUUGUACAUGUUUGAACUUUGUCACCAGAUUAGGGCUUUAAUUCUUCGUACCAAUCGAAUAUCUUACCAAGAUGCAGAUAGAAGCCAGUCCAGUAAAGCUCUAAUUCCUAUUUUUAAAGAGUUUUGUACAACCUAUUUGUUUAAAAUACGGUGUGAAAUGCUAUAGCCAACUUAAACUAUGCCAACAAAAGUUGAAAUGUAAAAUGUUAGUACUGUAUUUCAUGUAUCACUAAAUACAUUUUGGUUUGCAGUUACACUGUUAAUGACAAAAGACAACAAUGUUACCUUUGUGUCAUGCUUCAGCUUUACUGGCUCGGUCCUGCCUUUUUAGUAAGAUAGCGUAAUUGCACUGGUGGAAUUGCAGUAUAAGCAAUCAAAAUUUACCUUGUAUGUUGAGGUAUUGACUUUGUUUAUGACUGUAAAGAAAAUGUGAUGAAUGCUUUUAACUUUAUAAUGCAGUGAUGUGGUGUGAUAUGUUUAUGUUAAUGCCAAAUCAGUUGUAUUUUUGUAAAACGUCAUUGCACAGUUUAUGUAUGGCAUCAAAUCUUUUAAUAAAGCUUUCCUAACAGCAUAAGGAAAUAUGAUUGAAGAGUAUGCACUUGACUUUCUCAGUGUGGCCAAAGAUGAUAUAUCAAGAUAAUGACAAUUUCUGGAUAUAAAUGGUUCCAUUUGGAGCAGUGCUUAUGAAUGAUUUGCUUUCAAAAUAAAAUUUCUUAACUGGAUGCAA